AUGAAGUUCCUCGCCGCCAUCAUCCUGCUCGUCGCCGCCGGCGUCACCGCCGACGACAAGAACUGCGAGGCCGAGUACAUUGUCAGCCGCUGCCUCAAGACCGAAACCGACAAGGUCGGCGCCUGUGCCACCACAGACUAUGACUGCCUCUGCGCCGCCUACCAGGCCGUUGCCACCUGCUACAACAACUGCCCCAACGACGACCGCGCCCCCGCCGCGCGCAGCCAAGUCACCGCCAACUGCCGCAACGUCACCACCACCACGGCCACGCGCCUCGCCACCGCCUCCUCGUCCUCGUCUGGCGCCUCCUCGAGCGCCGGCGUCGCCACCAACCUCAACGCGCCGCCCCCGACGAGCGCCGGCUUCGUCGCGGGCAGCGCCACACCCACGGGCGGCUCCUCGGCCGGUGCUGUGCAAAAGGUGGGCAGCCUGGCCGUGGCUGCCGGCAUCGCUGGCGCUCUUGCCAUGCUGUAA
Akanthomyces muscarius is the source of this 474-nucleotide messenger RNA. RefSeq lists its product as uncharacterized. The transcript has 3 exons. Bases 1 to 474 code for a protein of 157 amino acids. The record is from RefSeq and is a predicted model, not a curated record. Lineage: Eukaryota; Fungi; Ascomycota; Sordariomycetes; Hypocreales; Cordycipitaceae.